Messenger RNA from Aricia agestis (brown argus), 2395 nucleotides. RefSeq lists its product as uncharacterized. Gene Ontology annotation, molecular function: serine-type endopeptidase activity. The coding region runs from base 97 to 2382 and encodes 761 amino acids. The transcript has 15 exons. NCBI's taxonomy places the organism in Eukaryota, Metazoa, Arthropoda, Insecta, Lepidoptera, Lycaenidae. Gene Ontology annotation, biological process: proteolysis. The record is from RefSeq and is a predicted model, not a curated record.
UACUCUCGUUUGAAUGUAACAGGCAUACAUUACAAUCAGGUCGGCGUGGCAUCACAUUAGUUCCUUCCGCUCGUGGCGAAUUCAUUACCAGUUGACAUGGCGCUGGUGGUCGCGCUCCUGUGUCUGGGCGGUGUGUUGGCGGAAAAUAUCCUAACUAAUGUCACCUACAAGGGUAUCCUGACACCGGAGUGCGUGGGGAACUACGCCGACCUGUACCUCACCAAGUGGUCACCUCCAAGGGACUACUUGUACUACCAUGAGACCCUCCUGCCAAGAGAUGGAGAGGAUGAUAGUUUCCGCUGGCGCAUAGUGGGCGGCGAGUUGGUGUCGAUCGAGGAUGCACCGUACCAGGUUCUGUAUGGCAAGUACUGCGGUGGUGCCAUCAUUGCACCGCGCUGGGUCAUCACAGCCGCUCACUGUAAAGACAGAGAGGAAUACGUAUAUGCUGGCUCCACGUACCGCAGCAAAACCAGGCCGUACCGCAUAUGUGCCCACUUCCUCCACCCGUACUGGCGCAGGCCGGAGAACACCCACUCCCACGACUACGACUACCAGCUCGUGAUGCUGGAGACGGCUGUCCCAGUGACGGACCAGGCCAGGCCCAUCGCCAUAGGAUACGUCGAGGACAUCCAGCCGGAAACGAAGGUAGCGAUCAGUGGCUGGGGACAUCUGGAGUUUAAGUCGAUGUCGAACCCGGAGCGCAGCAGUAUGCAGGAGCAGCUACGCCAGGUGCAAGUUCCGGUGAUGCCGGACGUCGUGUGCCGGACCAUGCCGGACAAGUACAACACCAUCACGCCGCGCAUGUUCUGUGCCGGAUAUGUCAACGGCACCAAGGACUCCUGCCAGGGAGACUCUGGUGGUCCCGUGGUGGUGAACAGCCGGCUGGUGGGGCUGGUGUCUUUCGGAGUCGGCUGCGCGGCGCCGCGACACCCCGGCGUCUACACCAACAUACCGCUCGCCAGGGACUGGAUACGGGCCAUCACGCACCUGCCCCUGUAUAUUGAGACCUCCCUAGAUACAAAACUGUUGUCGUUGAAGAUAAAAUUUGUCGGAUUGAUUCAGUUCGAUUGGAGGAUCUGGCGCGGUUACCCCAUACCCAUCGAGGAGGCGCCCUACACUGUGCUUAAAGAAUAUUUUGUAUACGCCGGGUCACAAUUGAGAGAGGUCAACCAGGAAUACCCCAUCAAGAGGCAUAUAUACCACCCAAACUGGUCGGGUUCGGAGGAUUAUGACUACGAUCUUCUGAUACUUACGCUUGACCGACCUGUGUUUAAUCAGGAUUUUUCAAAGCCCAUCAAUCUCGGAGAAGAGAAGGAUCUUCGUACGGGAGAAGUCGUGUUUGUAAGUGGAUGGGGCCAUGACACGUAUGUGGGUGACUACGGCGGUCCAGUGGUAGCCAACAACAAACUGGUGGGGGUGGCGUCGUGGGGGAUUCACUGCGAGCCCUUGCUGGUGUUCAUCAACCUGAUACCUUUCACUGAAUGGAUAGAUACAACUAUGAAGAACACGAUGGUCAUGUUAGCGUUGCUAUACUUAGGUUAUUUACAUCAUGUUUUGACUCUAGAUGUAGUGAUGUCCAACAGUUCGGACGGAUCAUCUGGCAGCGGAUCCCGCGAUUACCAGUACUACCACGAAGCUCUGACUUCCGGAGAAUCAAAUGCUGCAAGUAAUUUCGAUUGGAGGAUCUGGCGUGGAAACUACAUAUCCAUCGAGGAGGCGCCCUACACUGUGCUUUAUGGCUGGUUUUGUGGAGGUGCGCUCAUCAAAUCCCGCUGGGUGAUUACCGCUGCCCAUUGCGAUGAAGAAUUCUCCAUACACGCCGGAUCGGAGUUUCAAGAAUCUACUGACGAAUACGCCGUGAAAAGACAUGUGUACCAUCCUAACUGGUCUGACGAAUCGAAGGAACAUUACUUUGACUACGAUAUGCUUUUACUCGAACUGGAGGAGUCCGUGCCCGAUACAGACUACACGAGGCCCAUCGCCCUCGGAGGGCUGGAAGAUAUAAAUCCGGGACAACUCGUGUCUAUAAGUGGAUGGGGCGGGUCGACCUAUAAGUUCAAUAUAACGGUUGAUGACAGUUAUAUGUCGGGCCUGCUUAGCAUGGUGGAGAUGACGGUGCUCGAACACAACGACUGCGCGACGCGCGCAAUUCCUUUCUACGAAUCGAAAUACGGCGAACCCAAUACAAUUACGCCACGGAUGGUUUGUGCAGAAAGCAAAAAUGGUUCCGCUUGCUUUGGUGACUCCGGGGGUCCAGUGGUGGCUAACAACAGGCUAGUGGGGAUAGUGUCGUGGGGGUUCCACUGCGAGCCCCUGCUCGUGUUCACCAACUUGGUAAUGCUAAAGGGUUGGGUCAGUGAAAUUACGGGACUAAUAUUGUAAGGUCCCUCCUCAC